This is a messenger RNA of Neopelma chrysocephalum (saffron-crested tyrant-manakin), 862 nucleotides long. Its product is annotated as chromodomain-helicase-DNA-binding protein 3-like. The transcript is spliced from 6 exons. NCBI's taxonomy places the organism in Eukaryota, Metazoa, Chordata, Aves, Passeriformes, Pipridae. The annotation marks the transcript as partial. The record is from RefSeq and is a predicted model, not a curated record.
GGUUUUGGGGUCCCUGUGGUUCCUGUGGUUCCCUGUGUUGUUUCUGGGGUCCCUGAGAGGGUUUUGCUCCCCCAGGUGCAGGAGUUCGAGCACAUCAAUGGCCGCUGGUCCCUGCCCGAGCUGGCCCCGGAGCCCAGCGCCGACUCCAAGCGCUCGUCCCGCGCCUCCUCCCCCGCCAAAACCGGCCCCCCCAGCCCCGAACAGAGCGGCCCCCCCAGCCCCGGACCCCCCACGCCCGCCACGCCGGCGCCCAGCGAGCGCGGGGACGGGACGGGGCCACCCCCGGACAGGGACGACGGGGACACCCGGGACGAGAAGGAGCCCAAGGGCCCCGAGAAGAUGGACACGGACCCCCCCGUGCCCGAGGUGCCCCCAUCCCCGGGCGAUGGCAGCGAGGCCGAGGGGCCACCACGGAAGGGGGAGGAGGAGGAGGGGCCCGGCCACAGGGACCCCGAGGCCGAAGGGCCCCCGGCCCGUGAGGAGAGACCAGGCACCGAGGCCGAGAAGGGUCCCGGGGCCGAGAAGGGCGAUGAGAAACCCCCCGAGGAGGAGCCCAAGGAGCGACCGGGGGACCCCGACCCCAAAAGAGAGGAGGUGAAGGCCGAGAAGGAGCCCAGGCUGGAGGGUCGGGCCAACGGCCGGCGGGACGAGCGCGCCGAGAAGCCGCGGUUCAUGUUCAACAUCGCCGACGGCGGAUUCACCGAGCUGCACACGCUGUGGCAGAACGAGGAGCGCGCCGCCAUCUCCUCGGGGAAGCUCAACGAGAUCUGGCACCGGCGCCACGACUAUUGGCUGCUGGCCGGCAUCGUCCUGUAUCCCUACGGAAUUCCGGGCACCCCGGGGGCACCGCGGGGCACCGCGG